Messenger RNA from Cajanus cajan (pigeon pea), 939 nucleotides. Its product is annotated as sororin-like protein. The record is from RefSeq and is a predicted model, not a curated record. Lineage: Eukaryota; Viridiplantae; Streptophyta; Magnoliopsida; Fabales; Fabaceae.
AAAUAAAUUCCCGCAAUUUGAGAGGGACGCAGAAGAAUAAGCAUAUUUGUGAAUGGAAAACCAAAGGCAGCAGUAGUAAUGGAAGCUAACCAAAGACGCAGAAAGCCUCUUUCCGAUUGCACCAACACUUCUUCUUCCCUCAAACCUCACAAAACCAACCCUACUUCUUCUCCUUCUUCUUCUUCUUCUUCCGCACUCAAUAAACCUAAAACCAUCUCUUCUACCACCACCAAUCUCGAUACUGUCACAAACCCUACCUCUCUUUCACCGCCUACUCCCUCCACAACACCUCUCCACGGGACUGUUGAUGUUGAAGCUUCUGAGCCUAUUUCAGUAGUCUACAGCCGAAGGACUUGUUCCAGAAAACGAAGGAGGGAUAAAGGGAAGGCAGUGGCUGUUCCUGAAAGUAGGACACCCAAUUUCAAGCUCUCCAAUACUCGUGAAAAAAAUGAUGAGUUUGAAGGUGUGAACCUACCCAAAGCCAAGGCAUUGACAGUUCCUCGUACAAAGAAACAGCGUGCUUUGUCAUCUGAAAAAGAUAUGUUCAAGGAUCCUCAGGUGCAAGAUUUUAUUGAAAAACAGAAAGCAUACUUUAAAGAGAUUGACGAAUUUGAACUGCUAGUGGAGGCUAAAUCUGAUGAUGACUCUGAUGAGUUGGAUUAAGCGUAGAGAAGUAAAAAAAACUAUAUAUAGCAGUUUGAAACAUUUUUGUCUUGGAAGGUUGUAUAGUUGUGGUAUAGUAUUUUCACGUUGAAGUAACUACCUCGGUGUCAUCUCUUUUGACCAAAUGUAUGUAUGUAAGUUCUUAAUAAUCUUUUGUAAUAGUCUAGUGGGAACAAUCAAAGUUUAAACCGUUUAGUCUAACACAUUAAUUGUCCUUGGAAAUUCUUUCUUAUUUCUCUUGUAAAUUUCUUUUAGUAGUGUGGUAGUAUUCUUAUA